AUGUCCAACCUCUCGUCGCUCGAUUCCGAGCCGACCCCACAGGCCGCGCCUCCCGAGCCGAUGAGGCUCUUUCUCGUGAACCCGAUGGAGACCAUUAACAAGUUGUCAAAGUCUCAUGGCAAUGGCGCCAUCUUCGCCCUCCCCAAUUUUAGACCAGAUGUGCUACCCGAACUGCGGGAAGAUCCUUGA
Messenger RNA from Sparassis crispa, 189 nucleotides. RefSeq lists its product as hypothetical. Bases 1 to 189 code for a protein of 62 amino acids. The transcript has a single exon. The record is from RefSeq and is a predicted model, not a curated record. Lineage: Eukaryota; Fungi; Basidiomycota; Agaricomycetes; Polyporales; Sparassidaceae.